AUGCCCGUCUCGCACUUGACCUUGACCGUUUCACACCUUCCGACCUCAACCUCAUUUUUCUUAUCAUGUCUCCAGCCACUCGGAUACCAAUUUAUUGGUCGGCAUGACGACUAUAUAGGUUUCGGUCAGACGCAGGGGGAACCUGCUGAUUUCUGGGUCACGGAACGGAAACCAGGAGGUGCUCCUAGUGCUGUUCAUGUUGCAUUCCCAGCUCCGGACAAGGACGCUGUGAACGUAUUUUUCAUCUCCGCUUUGAAGGCGGGUGGAAAGAUGCAUGCUGAGCCCAAAUGCCGGGAUACUCAGACAGGCUACUUCAGUGCUGCCGUGAUCGACUUGGAUGGCAACAGCAUCGAAGCGGUGUACCGGCCAGGUGCCUCAGUCGUUGCAUCGGAGGCUGGAGGACCGACCAUUGCCUUGCUGGAGAAUGGAUCCGUGGUCUCCAAGGCUUCCAAGACUAGCAGAGCUACUUCGGUGAGAUCUGAGAGCAUUGCGCCCCCCAGAUCGGAGGCCAAAUCUCGUGCACUCACCAGAGCGCCAACCAGUGUUGCGCCAACUUCAGUUGCACCAAGCGCUUAUGGGCGUGAAUCGGUUUAUGAGCGCGAGCGUUCUGCCCCGACAAUGGUGUCUCGUGCACCACCACCCCAAUCUCAAUCCUACACGGUCCACACGGUGCAGACCGUCCAGAAGCCGGUCGAUGAUGGCAGCAAAGCGGCGAAGACAAUUGUUGGUACUCUCAUCGGUGCCGCAGCGGGCGCGGCAAUCGCUUACGCGAUGGUCAUGGGUGACUCACAGUCCUCUUCCGACACGAAUACCACCAGUUCUUCGCCGCAAUACACGCCGGAGCACCACCAGUUGAUGGGACCCCCAUCGCAGGUAUCGCAGUCGGAAUCCGAACAGAGGUAUCGGGCCCUUGAGGCGCCUCCAACGCGCAGUGUCUACACGUCGGCAUCAGGCCCUCGGUCCACACUCAGCCGCAGCCAUACCUCCAAGAACCCACGUGCCAGUACGAUCUACGAAGGCACCGAGUUCUUCGAUGACCACGGCCGCCGCGCCUCAGAUGGCACCGUCUUCAGUAUCCCCGAGGACAAACCCGUCCGAGCCAUCGAGUACCCCACCUCCGCGAACGGCUGGCGCGACGAAUACAGCCAAGCCCCCAGCACCUUCAUCAGCAGCUACGCAGCGGACAAACCACGCGCAGGCAGCGUGCACUCCGUCUCCACCAUCAAAGCCCCCCACGGCAACGGCCAACGAAGACACAGUUCAGACGACAGAGACACAUACUCCACCCACAGCAACAGCUCGAAAGCCCACCGCGCGGCUUCCUCCCACAGCCACAACAACCACGGCACCAGUCAGCACCACUCGACCCCCAGAUCUGUCAAGGACAAAGAUGGUAUGGCCAGUAUUGCUUCUUCUAUCCGUACUGCACGCAAUAUUCCACUGCCCCAGGGUUCUAUCGCAACCUACUACUCUGCCACUCCUAGCCAUCAUGGCAAGUCACAUGUUUCGGCUCGUGAUGUGCCACUUCCUGACAGUGUGAUUGAUCUAGAUGUGAACUCGCACGUCACACCGGAUGAUUCUAUCAGCCAGAUCGGUCGCCCCGCUCGGUCCUCACACCACUCCCACCACUCCAAGCACUCUAAGGCAUCGAGACGUACGUCCAAGUCUAGGUUCGAGGAUGAAGUGAAGCCAGCUGACAGUGUGAGCCAGGUGUCGCGGGCCUCUCAGCGAACCGUAAAAGCUGAAGAGAUGCAAGCGGCGUCGAGGGUUAGUAGCUGGCGAAGCCAGGUUGUUUAA
Messenger RNA from Penicillium verhagenii, 1797 nucleotides. Its product is annotated as VOC family protein. The coding region runs from base 1 to 1797 and encodes 598 amino acids. The transcript has 2 exons. NCBI's taxonomy places the organism in Eukaryota, Fungi, Ascomycota, Eurotiomycetes, Eurotiales, Aspergillaceae. The record is from RefSeq and is a predicted model, not a curated record.